Zootoca vivipara (common lizard) is the source of this 2879-nucleotide messenger RNA. RefSeq lists its product as uncharacterized. Lineage: Eukaryota; Metazoa; Chordata; Lepidosauria; Squamata; Lacertidae. The record is from RefSeq and is a predicted model, not a curated record. Gene Ontology annotation, molecular function: RNA polymerase II cis-regulatory region sequence-specific DNA binding; DNA-binding transcription factor activity, RNA polymerase II-specific. Gene Ontology annotation, biological process: regulation of transcription by RNA polymerase II.
GCCCUUUGCACACGCCCAGAGAGGUUUUCCUUUGCGGGAGAGGGACCUUUUCAUAGAAGGAAAAACUUUCUGACGGUCAGAAGAUGGUGGAGGAUUUUAAGCAUAGGCUGGCUGGGCAUCUGCCAGGGAUUCUUUGGUGGCGAAUUCUGCCUUGCAGGGGGUUGGACUAGAUGACCCUCGGGUCCCUUGCAAGUCGAAUAUUCUAGGACGGGUCUUCCUGCUUCCGGCGCAGCCCUUUCCCUUGCCAGCUGCUCCUCCAACAGCUGAGUGUGCGCAAUGCGCUGCUUUCCUCCUGGGCUCUUGCUUUGGAGAGAGAAAGCGCAGAGGAGAAGAGAGGGGUGAACUCGAUGCGCUCGGCUUGCCAAGGGUUAAAAGGAACGGGGCUGGAUUCCUAGAGAGCAGAGGAAAUGAAAGAGGGGAGAGGUCCUUCAGAGCAAAAGCCCCUCCCCCAGUGCCUUCCUGCAAGGGAAAGGGGGGCAUAUUUUGACAGUCCCUUCUGCCUUGGUGGCGUCUCCUGGGACCUGACAGAACUUGGCAGAAGACCAAAGAAUUCCUUCUGAUCUCUUGGAGGCUUCCUGAGAACACAGAUGGAUGAGCAAGACUCAGCUGGCCCUGAAGCAGGAAGAGGCCAUGUCAUCCAAACUGGGAGCAGUGGGGGAUUAUGGGAACGCUCCGUGCAGAAGAUCCUGGGUGAGGAGGACACCCUCCAGUCAGAUUUGCAGAACCAGCAGUUCAGACAGUUCUGCUACCAGGAGGCCAAAGGACCCCGAGAAGUUUGCAGCCAUCUCUAUCACCUUUGCCAUCAGUGGCUGAAGCCAGAAAGGCACACAAAAGCUGAGAUGCUGGACCUGGUGAUCUUGGAGCAGUUCCUGGCUGUCCUUCCACCGGAGAUGGAGAUCUGGGUGAGGGAAUGUGGAGCGGAGACCAGUUCCCAGGCAGUGGCCCUGGCCGAAGGAUUCCUCCUGAGUCAGACAGAGGAGAGGAAGGAGGCAGAGCAGCAGGGAAAAUAUCCAUUUGCAGAAAUGAUUGCCAAUCACUUUGAGGCAGAGAGGAUUCCAUUGAUGACUGAAGAGAGGCCACUGAGUGACAGAACGGUGCUGGAAAUACCUCCUCAUCCAUCUUUUAAUGGUGGUGGAAGGGAAGCAGCAGCUAUGGAACCAGAUCAGGGUCCGGUGUGCUUUGAAGAUGUAGCUGUUCAUUUCACAGACGAGGAGUGGGCGUUGCUGGAUCCUGACCAGAGAGCUCUGCAUAAGGAAGUCAUUAAGGAGAAUCGUGGGAUCGUGGCCUCUCUUAGUAGUGGUGAAAUGGAAAUUAAGAACAAGAGGGACCACGGUAAAAUCCACACAGGGCAGAGGCCAUACAAUCAUUUGGAGCAUGGAGGAAGCUUCAGUCAGUGCUUUAUUUCCAUUUCCCAUCAAAUAAAUCCCUUUGGGGAGAAACCCUAUCAGUGCUUGGAAUGUAGAAAGAACUUUAGUCGGAAGGAUAGUCUGACUUCCCAUCAAAGAAUUCAUAGAGGGGAGAAACCGUAUCUGUGCUUGGAAUGUGGAAAGAGCUUCACUCAGAGUGCCCAUCUCACUUCCCAUCAAAGAAUUCAUACAGGGGAGAAACCACAUCGGUGCUCAGAAUGUGGAAAGAGCUUUAGUGUGAAGUCUAAUCUCACAGCCCAUCAAAAAAUUCAUAUCAGGGACAAACCGUAUCAGUGCAUGGAAUGUGGAAAGAGCUUCACUCAGAGUGCCCAUCUCGCAUCCCAUCAAAGAAUUCAUACAGGGGAGAAACCAUAUCAGUGCUCAGAAUGUGGGAAGACCUUCAGUAAAAGGGCCCAUCUCACUUCCCAUCAAAUAAUUCAUAUAGAGGGAAAACCCUAUAAGUGUUUGGAAUGUGGAAGGAGCUUCAGUCAGAGGGCCCAUCUCACUUCCCAUCGAAGAAUUCAUACGGAAGGGAAACCACAUCAGUGCUUAGAAUGGGGACAAAACUUCACAGUGAUGUCCAAUCUCACAGCCCCUCAAAAAAUUCAUACAAGGGAACAAAUAUUUUAUUGCUUGGAAUGUGGAAAGGGCUUCCAUCAAAGUGCCCAUCUCACUUCCCAUCAAAGAAUCCAUAUAGGGGAGAAACCGUAUCUCUGUUCCAAAUGUGGAAAGCGCUUUAGUGACAGGACCAAUCUCACUUCGCAUCACAGAAUUCAUACGGGGGAGAAGCCAUAUCGGUGCUUGCAAUGCGGAAAGAGCUUCAGUCAGAGCAACAAUCUCGCUUCACAUCAAAGGAUCCAUACAGGGGAGAAACCAUAUCAGUGCUUGGAAUGUGGAAAAACCUUCAGUCACAGCCACCAUCUCCUUUCCCAUCAAAGGAUCCAUACAGGAGAGAAACCAUAUCAGUGCAUUGAAUGUGGAAGGCGCUUUAGUGACAGAGCCAAUCUCACUUCGCAUCAAAGAAUUCAUACAGGGGAGAAACUGUAUCAGUGCUUGGAAUGUGGAAACAGCUUCAGUCGUAAGAGAAGUCUCACUUCACAUGAAAGAAGUCAUAGUACGGAGGAACCAUUUUAAAUCCUUAGAAUGUGGAAAGAGCUUCAAUUCCAAGAUGAGUCUCACUUCCCACCAAAAAAUUAGUACAGGGGAGAAACAGUAUCACUAGUUGCAGUGUAGAGAAAGCUUCAGUCUGAGCCCCCAUCUCACUUCCAGUCUAAGAAUUCAUCCAUGGGAGAAGCCACAACAGUGCUGAGAAUGUGGAAAGAAGUUCAAUGAGAGUGUCAAUCUCACAGUCCAUCAAAGAAUUCAUACAGGGGAGAAAUAUAUGUUGGAAGAAAGAUGGUAUUAGAAAACCAUCAAACCUAAAGAAAUUCUCGUGCACAUGUGAGAAAAGUGAAUCUUCUGUUAGUGGUGGUA